Molecule: messenger RNA, 1170 nt
Organism: Gossypium raimondii (Peruvian cotton)
Lineage: Eukaryota; Viridiplantae; Streptophyta; Magnoliopsida; Malvales; Malvaceae
Product: protein STAY-GREEN homolog, chloroplastic
Exons: 4
Coding region: 198-1034 (278 amino acids)
Source: RefSeq, a predicted model, not a curated record
AAGUUUAGCUCAACAAACAAGCAAAAGGCAAAGGCGAAAUCUUUAAGCUAAGUUUACUCGUGAGUGAAAGCAAAAGAAAAGAAAAGAAAGAAUCUCAAAUUUCCUCUUCCUCCACGAUUCUCUCUCUGUGUUUUUUUCUUUAUUUGGGUGUUUCUCUCCAUCAAAGUUGGAGCUUUGGAUAAUUGGAUAUACUGAAAAUGGCAAGUUUGAAUCUUGGUCCUGUUUUGCCUGCAAAGUCAAGGCUCUCUCUGUUUGAACAUAAUGGAUCUCUUUUUGUUUCUAGAAGAAAACCCAAGAAGAAGAACCAAGCUAUUGUCCCUGUAGCGAGGUUAUUUGGGCCAGCAAUAUUCGAAGCAUCGAAGCUAAAGGUUUUGUUUCUAGGAGUUGAUGAAAAGAAGCACCCAGGGAAGCUACCCAGAGCUUAUACCCUUACCCACAGUGAUAUAACAGCUAAACUCACUUUAGCCAUCUCUCAAACCAUAAACAAUAGUCAGUUGCAGGGUUGGUCAAACAAAUUAUACAGAGACGAAGUGGUGGCGGAAUGGAAAAAGGUGAAAGGAAAGAUGUCUUUACACGUUCAUUGUCACAUAAGCGGUGGCCAUUUCCUCUUGGACUUAUGUGCUAGACUUAGAUACUUCAUCUUCUGCAAAGAACUCCCUGUGGUACUGAAGGCAUUUGUACAUGGAGAUGGGAAUUUGCUGAAAAGCUACCCAGAAUUGCUGGAGUCAUUGGUAUGGGUUUAUUUUCACUCAAACGUUCAAGAAUUCAAUAGGGUCGAGUGUUGGGGUCCGUUGGUGGAAGCUACAGCACCUUCUAGCGGAACCGAUGAUGACGGUGCCGUGUGCCAACGAGGAAAAACAAAAGAAAUAUUGGGAAGUAAUUGGGAAUUGCCACAGUCAUGCCAAGAUGAUUGUAAAUGUUGUUUUCCACCAAUGAGUUUGAUCCCAUGGUCACCAAAGCACCCUCAUGAAAAUGAAAAAAUUGGGACCCAAGAUCAGCAAUUGCCUUCACCAAAUGUGAAAACUAUUGAAUGAAUGACUGGUGUGGAGUUAAUUGAACCAAUUGUUUUUCAUUGUUAUUGAUUUGUCUCUGGUGAAAGGAAAGAUGUAAAUAACAAAAUAUCAUAUUAUUGGGUUGGCAAUUAUGACAUUUGUGUUUGCUUCUUGUUUA